AUGCGCGCCCUCCAGGGUCUGCGGGGGCCCCGGGCGCCGGCCCUACCGCUGCUUCUGCUGUGCUUCCUCGCCGCGGUGCCCCGGAGCUUGGAGGACGGCCUUUCCACAGCUGCACCUUUUACGAGUCUACCUGUCCAGGAAGAAAUUACCACAAAGUACUCUAAUCUUUCUUCGGAGAGUCAUAACAUAUCAGUGACUGCUGCACCUUAUACAAGUCUACCUGUCCAGGAAGAAAUGAUGACAAAGUACUCUAACCUUUCCUUGGAGAGUCAUAACAUCUCAAUGACUGCUAUGCCUAUGAAAGAAAAUAAUAAAGGGAACCAAAUCUGUGUUGACAGAGGAAUAAUGCUUCAAAGGAAUGUUACAUUAGUAGAACAGUCCAAUAUGCCAGUAGAAAAAAAUAUCACUUUAGAAAGACCUUCUAAUGUAGAACUCACAUGCCAAUUCACAACAUCUGGAGAUUUGAAUUCAGUAAAUGUGACUUGGAAAAAAGGUGAUAAAUUACUUGAGGAUAAUUAUCUUGUCAAUGCAACGGGAAGUAUUCUGUAUACCCAGUAUAGGGUCGCCGUCAUUGGCAGCAAACAGAUGGGAAGCUAUUCUUGUUUCUUCGGCGAGAAAAAGCAACACAGGGGCACGUUUAACUUGAAAGUUCCUGAAAUUAAUGGAAAAAACAAACCAUUGAUCACUUACGUGGGGGAUUCAGUUGUCUUGAUGUGUAAAUGUCAAGAUUGUCUUCCUUUAAAUUGGACCUGGUACGGUGUCAAUGGGAGUGUACAGGUUCCUAUUGGUGUUCCAGUGAAUGAUAAGUAUGUGAUCAGUGGAAAACAUGCUAAUGAAACAAGGCUGAAGAUAACACAACUUUCAGAGGACGACCAGGGAACUUACUGGUGCCAUGCAAUAUUCGAGUUAGGGGAGAGUGAAGGACACGUUGAACUUGUCGUGCUCAGCUAUUUGGUACCCCUUAAAGCAUUUUGUGCAAUAGUUGCUGAGGUCGUUCUCUUAGUGACUGCUAUUCUGCUUUUUGAAAUGUAUACUCAAAAGAAAAAGAAGCCCUCAGGUGAUGGGAAAGAAUUUGAACAAGGUGAACAGAUGAAAUUGGACGAUAGCAAUGGUAUAGAAAAUAGUGGCCCUAGGCACAGAAAAAAUGAAUCCGUGGGCCAGUGAGUGACAAACAUCAUGUCAAGAGUCACAGGAAGACGUACAAAGAGUUUGCCUUUCAGCUUUAUUUCUGCUUCUUGUUAAGAACGUGUGAUUUUCUACUUUUAAAAGGAUGAAAAGUUUAUGUAACAUGCUCAGUAGUAGCUUUGCAAUUGCAGAUCUACAGAUAUAUUUUCAUUCUGUAUUUUACAAUAAAGCAAGGUAAAUUGCAUUAAGUAUGUGCUAUGAGCUAUAACCCAGGAUAAUUAAUUUCAUUCCAGUCCUUAGGGACAUGCUGAACAGACACCAGCAAAACCAAAUAGUACACAGAGUGAAUGUCACUCAAGACCUGUUUAUAACCAAAGAAUUCAUGAAGAACAAAGCUUUGCCAUUUGUCUUAAAAAGGUUUUUUCCCCAAUCGUGUUUACUAGGUGUAGAAGUGUUUGUAAUAAUUUCAUGUAAAGUUCAUUCUUCAGUCAUAUUGAAAAGAAGUGUCAUCAAGGGGGAAUUAGCACUUUCUACCCUUGUUAAUGGCGGUUACUGUGCAGUCACCACAAGGAAAACAUACUUUUCCUAUGAAAACAUUGGUUGAAGGCAAAGAAAUAAAACCGUACACUUGCCCCGAUUCUCCAUCACCACAGAAGCAAAUUUCUCAGUCUCAUUCCACUCAUCUCCACUGUUUCCCCACAUUAAGCUAAAGUGAUUCUUAGACUUCCUAGAGAGCAUUUUUUAUUUUAAGCUGUGGGUUUUGGAUUUCUUCAGUUACAGCUGUUGUUGAUGUAGGAUUAAGGUUCACAUAGACAUGAUGUCUCACUGCUGUAGGCAUGCUUCUGUGUUUCAUGGUGGUUCACUGGCUAAAUAUCUCAAAAAGCAUCAUUAGCGGUUUAUAAUACUAAUGCCUUUGUCUGAAAUCAAGAAGUAUUAAAGUUGUUCUAUGUUGUUGUCAGUGCCUUAGGCUUUCUAUUGUGUGUAUAACUAAACUAUUUUAUAAAACUCAUUGUAACCAAGUCGAAUGAAAUCUGAAUAGACAUGAAAAGUUGUCAGUGGCUUUGAAUGGAAUAUUGGUAUCAUGCAGCAGGAUACUAGGUUAGGUUGAAGACAAUAUGUGAAGCCUGCUGGGGGAUCCUUGGUGCUUAUGAGUCCACUGUCCCCCAUCUCACAGUGCGGCAGGGAUCAGAACAAUUACAGGCAAAGAGGGACGGUUUGGGAUGGUGGUGAAGAACCCACAGUCUUGGUGACCUAGGGGAUUAAUGCUUGAAAAAGAGAAGUUCAAUUAUUUGAAAAAAAAAAUGCUUUAUAGAAAUUUGUAUGAUAUUCUGGGUGAAAAAAUUAUAAUAAAAUUGAGAUAGUGAAAAAUUAUGCUUUAUAUGACAUCUUAACUAACGUUAAAAUAUUACUAGUAUGAAUAAUACACAUGAAGUGUGACUUGGAAGGUUUUCUGUUUGUUGCAGUGCUGUUUUGCAUAAAACAUGUGAACUAUCCACAAAAGUUUUAUUGACUAGACUACAUCAUUUAAGUAAUGAGAGGUUUCAUCAUAUUCUUGUCUCAGAGCCACAAACCAGGCAUUUGUUUUGGUUUAGUUAAUCAUUAAUUUGACAAAAUGAUCUUGGGUGGUAUCUCUAUGACGGCAACCAAGCAGUUUACUUAAUCUGAACAAUUUGAAUUCAAUGAAAAAUUAGUCAGACCCGCUUUUUGACUAAAUCCAAUUCAAAUGCAUUUGUGACUAGAUAUAUACAAAUCCCUAUACAAUUUGUACCUCACGUGCAAUAUGUAUUCUUCUAUUUUGCCACCAUUAUUUUUUAAAAUGAUUCUCAGGCAGAAAAAUUGCUGUCCCAGUGUAAAAUAAUCUGAAAUAUUUAUGUAGUAAAUUGAAAUUUUAAAUGUCAGUGUUUGCUAUUUUUCCUAGAAAAGAAAAUUAAGUCCAGUAACUUUAAGCAGAAAAGAUACUCAGGAAAUUAAAGUUGAAUUUUGACUUUUCAGAGUCUCUCUGGGGAACCUCCAGAAAAUUAUUUCACCACUGUUAGGUUAAAAAAUGGAAUGCUUCCAUUAAGUAACCUCAUGGAAAUGAAUGGAUUAACUAAAAAUGACCAAUUGUAAAUUGACUAAGCAAGCAGAAAAGCUGAAGUCGGAAAAUUACACCAUGUUUAUAUAUUAGACACCUUGGGAAAUUCUAUUCAUCUUUCCAGCUAACAGAGUUUUGCUGCAUAUUAAGUAGAUUUAAUGAUGUCUUAAAAUUCCCAGGUAUUUUCAUAUUCAGUUUAUGCUUUAAUAGAAAUCUUCACUUUGUAGUCUUUUUUUUUUUUUCUUAGCAUAUAGUUACCCAGGCCGAAACCUAAAGUUCACUGUGCCAUUUUCUUCUCCUCUAUUAACUGAUAUUUAUUAGUCAUGAAUCUCUGUUCCUUUGGCCUCAUCAAUCCACUCAUUGCCUCCCCUACCCCCAUGCUCACCAGCUGCAACAACUAAGGUCUUGAUUUUCCUACCUCUGCCUCAUCUACUGUUAAUCCAUUUUGUGCAUUGCUUUGUGUGUGUGUGCACUUAGUUGCUCGGUCGUGUCCAACUCUUCACAACGCCAUGGACUGUAGCCUAGCAGGCUCCUAUGUCCAUGGGAUUUUCCAGGAAAGAAUACUGGAGUGGGUUGCCAUUUCCUUCUCCAGAGGAUCUUUCCACCUCAGGGAUCAAACCCACAUCUCCUGCAUUGGCAGGCAGGUUCUUUACUACUGAACCACCUGAGAUGCCCCUUUAGCAUUGCUGCCAGGCCAUAUUUCUAAAACACAACUCUCGCUGUGGAGCAUAAUGUCCCAGUUCCCAUGACAGACCUCUAUAGGCUCCCCUUUGCCAUAUCUUAAUGCUGCAGUUUUUCUCCACUGUCUUGAUUUAGCCUUGACAAAGAGAGAGUCUAUCCAGAAUGCCGCCCCCUGUGCUCCUCCCCUUUGAUGAACUCAAGUUUAGCCUUCAAGACUUGAAUCUGAUGUUACUUCCUGGCAGAUCCCUCAUUCCCAGUUGACUAUGUACCAUCAUAUGUGCUCAAAUAACUCCCUAUUUUUUGUGCUUAUUUACCUGUAUUAUACAUAUGCUUUUAUAUGUCUCCUUCUUGGAUUCUGAUUUUAUUUGCUUGUCCUGUACCUACCACAGAGAAGAUACAUUGUAGAUGUCAUGAAGUGUGUAGUGAAUGGAUAAAUGUAUAGGUAAAAAUAAAAUUUUAUAAAUUUAUACUUAUUUUUAGAAGAACAAUCUAAAUUGUGACAUCAGAAGUGAAACAAAAUAUUUUAACAAAGAUAAACCAAUCCUUUAUAACUUAGGUGUUUACUUCCACUUCUUUGAAAAACAGUAGCAAUAUAAUAAAAACUUCUGUUGAAUUUUAAUAAUGUGUAACAAUGAGCAAAGAGAGUUCUGAUUCCUAAACUAUUAUACAGGGUAUUAUACAAGCUUUCAACUUAUCUAAAUUCCCAUUGUCCUUUACUUUUUAUGGGUAGUGCAAAUGUUAACUUUAUUUUUAUCCUUAAUUUCAUUAAGGUAAUGUAUUGACUUUAUAUAUAUAUAAAGAAUUUUAGCAAUUGUAGUUCUCUGCAUGGCACUGUAGAUAUUAGUGUCCACUCCACUAACUUUCUUAUUCCUCUUCCCUGCCAAUACCUCAUAGUACCUUAGAAUAUCUCAGAAUCCAAUUCAAAAAUUUAUCUUAAAUAUAUUUUUUAGAAAACUUUCAUUGUUUAAUUUUGGUCCCUGUAAGUUUGUCUUUACUUUGGUCUCUGUAAGUUUGUAUUUGAUAAUCAAAUACAUCAAAAAAAAUGUCAGUUCUUCUCACAUACUUCCUGGGUUUUCAUCUUUGAGGCAUUUAAGCAGAUUUAUGCAAAAUACUUACUGAAUCUACUUCUUUAUAGAAAAUGAAUCUUCUCUAAUGGAACAAGUUUUGCAAUGAAUUAGGUACUUCCUAUUAAGAUUUUUAGGUGGGAGCAAGUUCAAAAGUGUGUGUUCUAGUAUUAAUUAAAAGGCACACUGACCUAUUAUAGCUUUCUCUGAAUUAAUAUUUAUUGAAUGAAUGAAAAAUAGAUGAAUGACUCAAUUAUUUUGGAAUCUUAAAUUAUACAUAUGUAUGUUAUCUACUUUGAUUUUGAUUAAUUAACUGAAUUUAUCUUCUCUAGCAGAGAUAUAAAGAAAACUGGAACCCUAUGUGUAUUUCUUUCACAUGAUAUUUAGGAAUGUAUUUGCAGUAUAUCUGGAAGGUCAGUUACAUGUGCAGCUUAUCAACUGAUUUCUUUAUUGAUGGUAUAUCAUAUUGUUAAAUAGUAAUGACUCACAUUUGUUGAGUGCUUAGCAUGUGACAGGUACUGUGCUAAAUACUUUGAAAUGUUUUAUCUCAUUUAAUUUCCACAUCAUCAUAUGCUAUAGAAACUAUUACAUACUUUGUUAUACAUGAGGAAACAAGCUUGAGAGAUGAAGUAUUUGGACUGGGAAUUGAAAUCCAAGGAGUUCUCCUUAAGAGUCUAGGUUAAACAACCAUGGUGAACAACUUUGGCCUUCUACUAAGGAGAGUCUUAGAAAAAUCAGGCUAUUAUCUAUAAACUGUCUUUAAAAAAAAUUGGACUCCUUUAGAUGGUUAGUUAAAUAAUAAGUUCCAUAAUUUUAUUCUUAAGGCUUAUAGAACCUAUGCUGUGGCAUAUUUAUGCUGUCCCUGCAGUGGUGCUAAGGAAUCAAUAUAUUUUUGCUUGUUUGGAGAGUCUUAAUUUUUUUCCCUGAUUUUACUUCUUAAUAACUAGUGUGACCAUAAAAUUUAUCAUCCAAACAAUGAGAAUGAAAGAAAGAGCUAUGUAUAAUUUUAUCAGGACAAAUGGAAAACAGAUGGUAAGUCACAUUUUUAACCUGUAGGUAGGAGCGAAGAAUUGAAUGGAUAAUCUAGCCUAGGCACAGGAGUAACAUCUGUAAUCUGAAUAAUAAACACUUAGAAAUUCACCUUUAGGGAAAGAACUAUCCUUAGUAAAUGCUAGGUGAGAUGCCUAUGAGACAAUUUAGUAAGCUUAAAGAUUUAUUACUUUUCAGCAGUACUAUGAUUAAAAUGUAUCAGCAUUCAAAAAUGUGAUUCACAAGUUGUAAGAGAAUCUAGGAAACAUAGUUGUAUUUUUGAUGGCCUGUGAAAUGAACAGGACAAUUAUUUGGAUUUACUUAUCUUCAUGAUUAAUGUGUCAUAAUGAUAAUAUCUGUAUGAUUCUCAAUAAGUCAGGAAUGCCUGAUUAUGCCUUUAUAAUGAAAUUUAUUUAUGAAAUCAGUAAAGCUCACUCAUGACUAAUAUUGUCAAAAUUACUUUAUUCAUGUGAUUGACCUAUAACAUCUAUUUCUUCAUUCCUCAUGUCCUAAAUGGGAGAAAGCUAGUGAAACUUGUUUAGAGUAUUGGUUAAAGUCCUUGUAUUAUUUGGUGUGUUAUCUAUUAUGUUUAAGCACUUUUGUUCAUAAAAGUUGAUUCUGCUAUUUAAUUUGUAAUUUACUUCAGAAUAUAAUUAGCACAAAUUAUUUUUUAAAGAUUAUUUGAUAAAAAAUGAAAUUAUUAGGCUUAAUAGUAUUUGUAAUUAACUGUAAUGCUACAUAAUGCUACAAAAAUAUCACACAGUAUGAUUACAUGAACUGCUUUUGUGUCUUUUAAGAUAGAAAUCUGUCCAUAUAUUUUACUUUAAAAAAAAAUCAAGGACUAUGAUUAUGGCAUAUUUCCAAAUAAUUGUGGUUUUCUUUUUUUAACAUGUAUGUCUAAAUUAUCAUUAAUGCCAUUUUGCAUUAUGUAAAUGGUACAGAAAAUGUUUGUAUUAGAAUGUUUAAAUUUUUUGUUGUGCUAACUCAAAGAAUAUGCCUAUAUGUAAUUAAAUUCAAUAAAAUGUGCUCUGAAUUAAAAUUUAAACAUUA
This is a messenger RNA of Odocoileus virginianus texanus, 7023 nucleotides long. It is a transcript of the gene EMB, whose product is annotated as embigin. Gene Ontology annotation, molecular function: cell-cell adhesion mediator activity. Gene Ontology annotation, biological process: homophilic cell-cell adhesion; axon guidance; dendrite self-avoidance. The record is from RefSeq and is a predicted model, not a curated record. Lineage: Eukaryota; Metazoa; Chordata; Mammalia; Artiodactyla; Cervidae. Gene Ontology annotation, cellular component: plasma membrane; axon.